AUGGAAACGAACUCGGUAGUCGACAAGAAUGCUCCCAGCAGCCGUGACUCUGCAGCUCCCAUAGGCCAGGAACAGCGCAAGACGGACGAUAUCCUUGAGGCGUGCAAGUGGCGGAACAUUGAGGCCCUCAAAAGCCUAGCUAGUACCAGAGGCGGAUUUCUGACCGACACCCUACGUCGAAAAGCCUGGCCGAUUCUCCUAGGUCUCCCAGAUAGCGAGAGUUUCCAGGAUACAAUCGCAGCUGGUAUAGAUGAGAAGGUCUCCUGGAAAAGUCUACCAUCUCAUAGAGACGAGGAACAAGUUGCGCUCGACGUCAACCGCGCCUUCAUCUACUACCCGAAUCACCAAAACGACACCGAACUCGAGAAGAACAAAGGCGAGCUGUCCGAUCUCAUUGUCGAAGUCCUCCGCCGAUACCCAUACCUAUGCUACUUCCAAGGCUACCAUGACAUCUGCCAAGUCUUCAUGCUGGUCCUCGAACCACCAUGGCGCGCUCGGCUAGUCUCGCGCCUCUCAGUGCUCCGCAUACGAGACUUCAUGCUCACCAGCCUCGAACCGACCGUCGCGCAGCUCAGGCUGAUCCCUGAUAUUCUCAACGCCGCCGACCCGAAGCUCAAGCGCCACCUCUCCGGCACGGAGCCCUUCUACGCCCUGGCGGGGACCCUGACCAUGUACGCGCACGACAUCCAGGCCUAUGGCGACAUUGCCCGCCUAUUCGACACCCUCCUCACCCGCGAGCCCGUCUUCAGUAUCUACAUGUACGUCCAGAUCGUCCUGAACCGCCGCGACGAGCUCUUUGACCAGGAGGAGGACGACCCGUCCAUGCUCCACCUCAUCCUGUCCAAGGUGCCGCAAAAGAUGGACCUCGACGCGCUGAUUACGAGUACGAUUGCGCUCUACGAGAGAUACCCACCCGAAUCGCUGCCGCAAUGGCGCAAGAUAUCCAAAGCCAGCUCCUUGCGGACGGCGCGAUGCGUGGAGGACUGCUCAAAGCAGACGAUGGACGAAGGAUACACAUAUUUUCAGAAACAACUGGCAGAGCUCAAGGCCCUGGAGCGCCGGCAAAAGAUCAUGAAGGUGCUGUGGGCGUACAGAAAGGGGACUGCCGCUACCGGACUGGCCGUCGUCAUCGGUCUAGUGGCUGUAUACCUCGGAAGAAGGAACCCCAGUCCCAUAGCUGCAAUGGCAGCUUUGUAUACCAAAUGGGCAAAUGGAACGAGCUGGACGCAUAACUUUUAG
Colletotrichum orchidophilum is the source of this 1239-nucleotide messenger RNA. Its product is annotated as GTPase-activating protein gyp10. The coding region runs from base 1 to 1239 and encodes 412 amino acids. The transcript is spliced from 3 exons. Gene Ontology annotation, biological process: positive regulation of GTPase activity; endoplasmic reticulum to Golgi vesicle-mediated transport. Gene Ontology annotation, cellular component: endoplasmic reticulum membrane. NCBI's taxonomy places the organism in Eukaryota, Fungi, Ascomycota, Sordariomycetes, Glomerellales, Glomerellaceae. Gene Ontology annotation, molecular function: GTPase activator activity. The record is from RefSeq and is a predicted model, not a curated record.